Hemiscyllium ocellatum (epaulette shark) is the source of this 1146-nucleotide messenger RNA. It is a transcript of the gene st8sia3, whose product is annotated as ST8 alpha-N-acetyl-neuraminide alpha-2,8-sialyltransferase 3. Bases 1 to 1146 code for a protein of 381 amino acids. Gene Ontology annotation, biological process: N-glycan processing; oligosaccharide metabolic process. Gene Ontology annotation, molecular function: alpha-N-acetylneuraminate alpha-2,8-sialyltransferase activity. The transcript has 4 exons. The record is from RefSeq and is a predicted model, not a curated record. NCBI's taxonomy places the organism in Eukaryota, Metazoa, Chordata, Chondrichthyes, Orectolobiformes, Hemiscylliidae.
AUGAGGAUCUGCAGGAUGGUUCGUAUGGCGAGUGUGCUGGGUUUGGUGAUGUUAAGCGUCGCUCUGCUUAUUUUAUCGCUGAUCAGCUAUGUCUCACUGAAAAAGGAUAACCUCUUCGCCACCCCACGAUAUCUAGGUUCAGCCGGCCCUAGGCUGUAUAUGUUACACAGUGGAUUUCGGUCACAGUUCUCUUGGAAAUUUCUGGAUCCUUCUUUUUUGCCAGCUGGAAGUGGCCUUAGUGACAAUACUCGUGCCAACUCCGCAAAAUGGACUUUCAACACAACAUCAUUUUUAAAGCAAAGGCAAGACAUCAGUCGCUAUGUCGACAUUUAUAAAAAUUUCACCUUGGUUAAGAAAAACGUGCGAGUAGGACAGUUGCUGCACUACGAUUACUCUAACCACAAAUACGUUUUCUCAGUCAGCAAUAGUUUUCGAUCAUUGCUCCCCGACGUGCCCCCUAUAUUAAAGAUGCACCACAACACAUGUGCGGUGGUUGGGAACAGUGGGAUACUAAUCGGGAGCCAUUGUGGAGCUGAUAUCGAUAAAACAGAUUUCGUGUUCCGUUGCAAUUUCGCCCCAACUGAAUCUUUUGAGAGAGAUGUUGGCAAAAAAACGAAUCUCACGACAUUCAACCCGAGCAUCCUCGAAAAGUACUACAACAAUCUAUUAACAAUCCAGGAUCGAAAUAAGUUUUUCCUGAAUCUUAAAAAGCUCGAUGGAGCCAUUCUUUGGAUCCCUGCCUUUUUCUUCCACACUUCCGCUCCGGUGACAAGAACGUUAGUAGAUUUUUUUAUAGAGUAUAGAGCACAACUGAAGGUCCAAUUGGCUUGGCCUGGGAACAUAAUGCAGCAUGUCAAUAAAUAUUGGAAGACCAAACAUCUAUCCCCAAAGCGUCUAAGUACAGGCAUCCUGAUGUAUACACUAGCGUCGGCCAUCUGCGAAGAGAUCCACUUGUACGGAUUUUGGCCUUUCGCUUGGGAUCCCAACACAGGAAAAGAAUUGCCAUAUCACUACUACGACAAAAAGGGGACAAAAUUCACAACCAAAUGGCAAGAGUCACAUCAACUACCAGCAGAAUUCAAGCUGUUGUUCAAGCUACACAAUGACGGCUUGACUAAACUGACUCUCUCACGUUGUGCCUCUUAA